Triticum turgidum subsp. durum (durum wheat) is the source of this 573-nucleotide messenger RNA. The record is from the annotation of a GenBank genome assembly. Lineage: Eukaryota; Viridiplantae; Streptophyta; Magnoliopsida; Poales; Poaceae.
AUGAAGUGCGCUGAGCGCGACACCAUCAAUGCAACACCAUGCACAUGGCACACCUAUGCUGAUGGAGGCGGCGCCAGGAAUGGCAUAGGCACGUUGACGGUUGGGAUAGAAGGCAUCGGCGGCAGUGUCACCUUGGGCAUGGAAGGAAUGGCGGGCAUCGGUGGCACCGUCACCUUAGGUACAGUGACGGCGGGCAUCGGCGCCAUGGUCACCUUGGGCACGACGAUGGCGGGCAUCGGAGGCAUGGUCACCUUGGGCACAGAAGGAACAGCAGGCAUAGGAGGCAGUGUCACCUGCGGCACGGUCACUGUGGGCAGCGUCGGCAUAGCUGGCACUGUCACGACCGGAACCGUUGGCAUAGCCGACAUCGGUGGUAGGGUCGGCAUGGUCCUGAGACUAGCAAUUAUGGGGGAUGCGAUGAUAGAGAACACUAUGCAAGGACAUGGAAGAAAACGAAAACGUCAAAGGGGGGCAAUCCUAGCACUAGCCAGGCCGGUGGUACAUGACAUUUCGAUGGUGAACGAGGAGACAUGCGUGGUCAUGGUGGCCGUAGAGAGCGGACAAGUGUUAUAA